This is a messenger RNA of Morus notabilis, 1223 nucleotides long. RefSeq lists its product as uncharacterized. The coding region runs from base 85 to 1041 and encodes 318 amino acids. The transcript is spliced from 3 exons. Lineage: Eukaryota; Viridiplantae; Streptophyta; Magnoliopsida; Rosales; Moraceae. The record is from RefSeq and is a predicted model, not a curated record.
ACCAAAAGCCCUAAUCCCUAUCUCGUUCUCGCCAGCAGUAUUUCAGAAAUCGGAGAGUUUUGCCCGAAACUUCAGUCGUGUAGGAUGCAGACUAAUACAGAGACCAUAGAAAGAGGAAGAGGCAAGAAUAAACAUUUUUGGACAAUGGAUGAGGACGCUGCAUUGCUUGAAUCAUUGCAUGAACUAUAUCAAAGCAGCAAGUGGCGGGGUGAUUCUGGCUUCAAGAAUGGGUACGCAAUUCAACUGGAGACAAUGAUGGAAGGGAAGUUACCUGGUUGUGGAUUAAAGGCCUCACCCCACAUUGAAUCGCGGAUCAAAACGUUGAAGUCAAAAUAUUUUGCCUUAUCUGAGAUGUUAUCUCAUAGAGGCUUUGGUUGGAACGAUAAACAGAUGAUGUUAAUAUGUGAUAAACGUGUUUAUAACGAAUGGGUGAAGAGCCACAGGGAAGCAAAUGGACUGUAUGGUAAACCAUUUCUGCACUAUGAAACAUUGAAGGAGAUCUAUUGUAAGGAGCGAGCUAGUGGUGCCAAUGUACGCAGUUCUAUCGACAGGGAUGACAUACAAAGAGAGGAUGCGGACCAAGAAGAUUUGGACAUUGUAGAUUUGCAGUCAAAUCCUGUUGCCGAUGUGAAUGCGGAGACCCAAGUUGAUGGCUCAGGAGACUAUGAGGUGUCAUUUACUCAACAACCAAGUAGCCGGCGGCGUAAAUCGGCAGAAAAUAGUCCAAGUGUCUCAAAUCGUAAAUGUAGAGUUAGAAUUAGGGUUGUGGAGGAGAUGGGUAAGAGUUUUGGGAGUAUGGCUGCUUCUAUAGCGACAAUGGCACAAAAGUUAGACAACGUUUGGUCAAAUGAUAAAGAGGUGGCCACUAUGCAAGCUAAACUAGACAAUGAGUUGACGAAAAUACAAGGCCUAACUGAAUUGCAAGUCUUUCGAGCGACAAACAUCUUGGCUACAAAACAUGAUUUGUUGAGAGUGUUCUUUUCUAUGUCUAAAGAAAGGAGGAGAUCAUAUGUCUUCAACCUACUAGAGUAUGGGCUCUAGCCGGCGACUUCCAUGUGUUGUUUGCAUGAAUGUGCAUAAUUAAUUUAGUUAAUAUAUUUGGGAUUAUUUAUUUAAUUUUUGAAGCUCUACGCUGGAUUUAGGUACUAAUUCAUUUAGGUUGUAAUUAGGUUCGGUUAAACUUAUGUUUUUUUUUUUUUAAUUGAAAGAAAAACAUAAUGACA